Messenger RNA from Sphenostylis stenocarpa, 1551 nucleotides. The record is from the annotation of a GenBank genome assembly. NCBI's taxonomy places the organism in Eukaryota, Viridiplantae, Streptophyta, Magnoliopsida, Fabales, Fabaceae.
AUGUUUCUUGAAACAUUGGGCGUCCCUGUUGCAGCACUCCUUGUGCUAUUCAUUUUGGUUUUAUCCUUUGCCUUGUUCCAUCCAAACCACCUCCAAGAUGAUAGGAAACACCCACCAGGUCCUAAGGCUUUGCCAAUUAUUGGUAACCUUCACAUCCUGGGAAAACUCCCACAUCGAACUCUUCAAGCUCUUGCCAAAAAAUAUGGUCCCAUAAUGUCCAUCAAGUUAGGACAGGUUCCAACCAUUGUUGUUUCCUCACCUGAAACUGCAGAACUAAUCCUUAAGACCCAUGACACUGUCUUUGCUAGCAGGCCCAAAAAUCAAGCAUCAGAAUACAUGUCUUAUGGCAACAAGGGCAUGGCGUUUUCUGAGUAUGGACCCUAUUGGCGCAUGGUCAGAAAGUUGUGCACCACGCAACUUUUAAGUGCAUCAAAGGUUGAGAUGUUUGGUCCUUUGAGGAGGGAGGAGUUAGUAGUAUUUGUGAAGUCACUUGAAAAAGUAGCAGCCUCAGGUGCUGUUGUGAAUGUGAGUGAACAGGUUGGGGAGCUUAUUUCCAAUACUGUCUGUAAAAUGAUACUUGGUCGCAGUAAAGACGAUAGAUUUGACCUAAAAGGGCUUACUCGUCAGGCUCUGCAUUUGACUGGAGUUUUCAAUAUAGCAGAUUAUGUACCUUGGGCAGCCAUCUUUGAUAUUCAGGGAUUAAAAAGAAAAUUCAAGAAAACUAGUAAGGCAUUUGACCAAGUGUUUGAGCUAAUUAUCAAAGAUCAUGAAGAUCCUACUGAUAGCCACAAGAAAAGUGUGCACUCUGAGGAUUUCGUGGACAUACUUCUAUCACAUAUGCACCAAGCCAUAGAUCAGCAGCAUGAACAUGAACAUGAACAUGUCAUUGAUAGAACUAACAUCAAGGCUAUCAUAUUGGAUAUGAUUGCAGGAUCGGUUGAUACAUCAGCUGUGGCAAUAGAGUGGGCAAUGUCAGAACUUCUAAGACACCCAAGGGAUAUGAAGAAACUUCAAGAAGAGUUAGAGAGUGUAGUGGGGAUGAAUAGGUUAGUGGAAGAGAGUGACUUGUCAAAGUUGACAUUUUUGAACAUGGUAGUGAAAGAGACUUUAAGGCUAUAUCCUCCGGGGCCCUUGCUAGUGCCUCGUGAUUCCCUAGAGGAUAUUACUAUUAAUGGCUAUUACAUAAAGAAGAAGACAAGAAUUUUGAUCAAUGCAUGGGCUAUAGGACGAGACCCUAAAGUAUGGUCAGAAAAUGCUGAAACAUUCUACCCAGAGAGAUUUGUGAACAGUGACAUAGACAUUAGAGGACAUGACUUCCAACUUUUACCAUUUGGUUCUGGUCGCAGAGGAUGUCCUGGGAUACAUUUGGGUCUAACCACAUUUAGCUUUGUUUUGGCUCAGUUAGUGCAUUGCUUCGAUUGGGAGCUUCCAAUUGGCAUCACUCCUAAUGAUUUUGACAUGACUGAGACAUUUGGCCUUUCACUACCAAGAAGGAAGCAUUUGCUAGCUAUCCCGACUUAUCGUCUAUCGAAUUUGGAACAUAUAAUUUAA